Spea bombifrons (plains spadefoot toad) is the source of this 1081-nucleotide messenger RNA. RefSeq names its product phosphatidylinositol glycan anchor biosynthesis class F (gene PIGF). The coding region runs from base 169 to 828 and encodes 219 amino acids. The record is from RefSeq and is a predicted model, not a curated record. Gene Ontology annotation, biological process: GPI anchor biosynthetic process. Lineage: Eukaryota; Metazoa; Chordata; Amphibia; Anura; Pelobatidae. Gene Ontology annotation, cellular component: endoplasmic reticulum membrane. The transcript is spliced from 7 exons.
GUCGUUCACGCGUUACUGUUUACCUGCCCUUGGAAGCGAGUAAAGGAGGAAGGGCUGCCAUUGGUUUGUGAGUGACUGCUCAGAUGCAAACCAAAAUAAAGGACAUCUGACGUAGUUGGCUAUUCGGUUAUAAGCCUUAUUAGUCUGCGGAUCCUGUAAAGUAACGUUAUGGAUGAAACAGAGUUAAGGAGGCUGUCGGUCGGCCAUGUAUUGGGUGUGCUCGCCGUUAUUUCUUCUCUAUCCAUUCCUCCUCUGUUUCUUGAUAACUUUUCAAUUUUGAAGACGCACACGGCAUGGCUGUGUAUCUGCUCGGUUUUUGUCAUCGCUGUCAACGUGGUAUUACUUUUAACACUGAAACCAAACCCUUCACCCAAAAGAAUUUCAUUUGGAAACAAGGUAAAUAAAUUUUCCCGGUCCUGUCUGUACUUUUUUAUUUCCUGCUUGCUGUUUCAUGCGAUUAUAGUUCUGUACGGUGCCCCGUUAUUAGAGUCAGUGGCGGAGACUUUCCUGUUUGCCGUUCUUUUGUCUUCGUUUACGACGUCUCGCUGUUUGUGUAUUCUGGGGCCAAACUUCCACGCUUGGAUUCGGGUAUUCAGUAGAGAUGGGGCGAUGUCUGCCUGGGAUCACAGUCUCCAAAUCACUACAGUAUGCAGUGUGAUCGGUGCCUGGCUGGGAGCGUUCCCUAUACCCUUGGACUGGGAUAGACCUUGGCAGGUCUGGCCAAUUUCCUGCUCGCUCGGUGCAACUUUUGGGUACGCGGUUGGUCUUCACGCGGCACCGGUAUGGAUUUAUUGGAACAGGAAGAAGGUGACAUACAAGAGCCGAUAGCAAUCACAAGCAGGAAUAUACCGCGUGCCAAUCGCACCGGGCAAAAGGACUUGAGCGUGGAUGACCAAUGGUCUAGGUCAAGAACGUUGAUAGAUGUGUCCGUAUUCCAUGACCUCAACACACUUCUACUUUGUUUAAGUUAUAACCCUGAGAAAACCUAGUUUUAAAAGGUGUGUACCAGACGGUAAUUUUUUUUAUGUUUUCACUUUGGAAAGCAUGGUGUUGCAGCUUAAUAAAUAAUUUAUGCAGCCGU